Messenger RNA from Mesocestoides corti, 1554 nucleotides. Lineage: Eukaryota; Metazoa; Platyhelminthes; Cestoda; Cyclophyllidea; Mesocestoididae. The record is from the annotation of a GenBank genome assembly.
AUGCUGGAUACCCAUUGGUUCCUUUCCACAUGUUUUCUGAAGCUUAAUGGCGCCUAUCGUUUCAUUCUUGAGGGUCGUGUCGAUCUCAACUCUUGUGACUGCAUCUAUGAACAAAAGUCUUUUAGCAAAUGGCCAAAUGUUUUCGUUGUGACAACUAAUUGUCGCGGCAAACGGCGCGACUAUCUUUUUUCUGCUAGCACUCCCGAGGACAUGAACAGCUGGAUUGUACAACUCACAACGGUUCUACGCAUGGUACCCGAGCAAAUUCCCGGAAAGCAAUUUUCGGACCGGAUUGGUCGAAACGGCACCACUGUGAGCCCGUUCCCGCAACACCGACCAAUCAUGUCUGGCGCCGCGUCUUCCUCUGCCUCGCCAAUUAAUAAUCUCCCGUGGGUGUCCAAUGCGUCAAGUGUGAAACACACCCGUCGGACAUAUGUUUCUGUGGCCAAAACAAUUGUGUGGUGGUGGUGGUGCGGUGUUCCCAUGGCUCCUUGUCUCUACAACCCCGACCCCGCGCGUGUUCCCACGCUCACACGCACCAUCAACUACACCUGGCGUCAAACCCAAGGUCGCAAGUCAAAUUACCAAAACGCACCAUCAAACUCGAACUCACACGGUUACUAUGGUCAAGGCCUAACGGAGGAGUACCGAACGUCGUUUGGGGACCCGGACGAUGAUGACGAGGAUUGCUAUCGGAUGCUACCUCAGCCAGACCACGCCUACGUGAAUCUCAAGACCAGCGCAAGUUUCAGGGAUCAAUCUGCACCCCAGAAGGAAUCAGGCAGUCCCCAAGACCAAAGUACCCACAAUGGAUCGCGUCCCGAUAGUGUCUACUUCAAUGUGUGGGACUCCUCCACGGGCAACGUCUGUGUCGAAGACGCCCGCGUUGUGUAUCGAAAGAGCCGGCUGGAUUUAGAGCCACUGGAACUGGAAUGUGUGGACGUCAAGGAGCAAAAAGAGCCUGAAGCGGAUUCACCACACCAAGACGAUGGACAAGGCGGGGUUUCAGUGCCACCUCCCGAAGAGCCUGCUGCUCCGUCCCAGCCAUCGGAUUUCAACGAGUGCGCACUUCCCGUUCGUUCACGAGUCCGGGCCACAUCAUCGUCGUCGAGUACCAACUCCGAUGACGACGCGGAAGACGUCGACAACGACGACGCGAAGGCAGUUGAGGGAGCCGGCGAGGCCGAGGCAGCACCGUCCGACUCCGGCGAACUAACUCCUCCACCGUCGAGCUUCGUCGCCGACUCCAAGCCAGGAGACGCGCCGACGGAGGUGGACAGUGGCAGUGCAACCGGGGGACCGGUUAUCCAGUACCUCGAUGCGAAAAAUCUCGAUUUCUCUCAACGCCACCGACGAGGCAAAGGCGCGCCAGCCGUGCCGCCCAAACCCGCGCACCUGCGCAAGACGCCCGUGAACGAGGCGAGUAGCGUGGGCAGUUCGGCGGACGUCGGCUCGAGUGGGGAGCAGAUUGAGUACAAGGAGCUGGACCCCCGUGGCACCCAGGCGCUCUUCAUGGUCACCAAACAGGUCUUUGGCGACACCGAGGCCUACUAG